Molecule: messenger RNA, 852 nt
Organism: Acanthamoeba castellanii str. Neff
Lineage: Eukaryota; Discosea; Longamoebia; Acanthamoebidae
Product: spermidine synthase
Exons: 5
Coding region: 1-852 (283 amino acids)
Biological process (GO): spermidine biosynthetic process
Cellular component (GO): cytosol
Molecular function (GO): spermidine synthase activity
Source: RefSeq, a predicted model, not a curated record
AUGGACAAGAUCAUGAACGGAUGGUUCUCGGAGGCCGGUCACCCCAUGUGGCCCGGUCAGGCCAUGAGCUUGGAAGUUGAGGAGGUCCUCCUCUCCCAGAAGUCCGACUACCAGGACGUUCUGGUGUUCAAGUCGAAGACCUACGGCAACGUGCUCGUCCUCGACGGCGUCAUCCAGGUCACCGAGCGUGACGAGUUCUCCUACCAGGAGAUGCUCGCUCACCUCGCCCUCUGCGCUCACCCCAACCCCGAGCGGGUGGUCGUGAUCGGUGGUGGUGAUGGUGGUGUCCUCCGUGAGAUCGCCAAGCACGACUCCGUCAAGGAGAUUACCAUCUGCGAGAUCGACAAGGUCGUGAUCGAGGCCGCCAAGAAGUACCUGCCCGGUACCUCGAUCGGCUACACCGAUCCCCGCGUGACUGUCCACGUCGGCGACGGCGUCAAGUUCAUGGAUGAGCACGAGAAGCACUUUGACGUCAUCAUCGUCGACUCGUCGGAUCCCGUCGGCCCGGCCGAGUUCCUCUUUGAGAAGCCCUUCUACCAGUCCAUCAAGAAGGCCCUCCGCGAGGGUGGCAUCGCCGCCACCCAGGCCGAGUGCCUGUGGCUCCACAUGGACAUCAUCAAGCGCCUGAUGGUCCAGUCCAAGGAGAUGUUCAAGCACGCCGAGUAUGCGUUCACCACCAUCCCCACCUACCCGUGCGGUCAGAUCGGUUUCGCCAUCCUCUCGGAGCGCGACCAGUCGCCCAAGGAGCCCGUCAGGACCCUGCCCGCCGACAAGCUCAGGUACUACAACGAGCACGUCCACUGCGCCUCCUUCGUCCUCCCCGAGUUCGCCCGCAAGGAGCUCGAGCAGUAA